Molecule: messenger RNA, 711 nt
Organism: Fusarium sp. VM40
Lineage: Eukaryota; Fungi; Ascomycota; Sordariomycetes; Hypocreales; Nectriaceae
Source: the annotation of a GenBank genome assembly
AUGGAGAACCAGGUUGAGCGACUUGUUGAGAAGGCGUGGAAGAAAUAUGAGCAGACGCCGAAGGAUAAGCGAUUAUUGAUUGGCGUUGCCGGCAUUCCCGGGUCAGGCAAAACGACCUUUUCACAAAUCAUCACUGAUCGUAUUAAUGCGCGGGCCUUAUCUUCCAACCCCUCCUCUCCUCCACCAGCAACAUUCGUCCCCAUGGACGGCUUCCAUCUCACCCGCGCCGCCCUCUCCGCUAUGCCAGAUCCCGAUACCGCCCACUUCCGCCGCGGCGCAGCCUUUACUUUUGAUGCGCCCAAGUUCCUUGCUCUUGUCCAAUCCCUCUCCAAGACCCCCAUCCCAUCAGAACCAAUUCUCGCACCGUCCUUUGAUCAUGCCCUUAAGGACCCUCGCGACGAUGACAUUGUCGUCAAGCCAGAGCAUCGUGUUGUUGUUCUGGAGGGGAACUACCUUGCGCUGGACCAGGAUGUCUGGCGGGAUGCGGCGAAGCUUUUGGAUGAGGUUUGGUUUGUGGAGGUGGACUUUGAAGUUGCGAGGAAACGGUUGAGGGAGAGGCAUGUAAGAGCAGGUAUUGUAAAGGAUUUGGAGGAGGGAGAUCGAAGGGCCAUGGAGAGUGAUCUUGUUAAUGGUAAGGAGAUCAUUGACUUCAGACUCAAGGUCGAUGAAGUAAUUCAUAGUCGCGAAGACGGGACCUGGGUACAUGAAUGA